Fomitopsis serialis is the source of this 540-nucleotide messenger RNA. RefSeq lists its product as uncharacterized. The transcript has 4 exons. Lineage: Eukaryota; Fungi; Basidiomycota; Agaricomycetes; Polyporales; Fomitopsidaceae. The coding region runs from base 1 to 540 and encodes 179 amino acids. The record is from RefSeq and is a predicted model, not a curated record.
AUGACCUCCUGCGGCCUCCCCUUCUUCCUCGAGGACCAGACCGGCGAGCUCACCGGCACCGAGUUCGUCGACCUCUACAACCGCAUGCGCCUCAGCCUCCGCUGCACCCUCCGCGACGUGUCCCACACCGCGUACAUGAUCUACGACCUCUCCUCUCGCCCGAACGCCUUCAGCUCGCCACUCGCGUGCCUGGACUUCGGUGCGAAUAAUGCGCUGGGCACCGUCAAGAUUAAGAAUGGGGGGAACGUGAACAUGGGCCAGUACCUGGUCAAGGUUGGCAGCUCCAAGAGCAGGAAGUUCCGCGCGUCUGACGGGCAGGAGUACCGCUGGACACACCAAACCAAAGGCGACGAGGAGUGGACCUGCACCAACGCCAGCGACUACCACGUCGCGUCGUACUGCCUCAAGUCGCCCGACGAACCCAAGUUCGCCGGCUCCUCAGGCUGCGUCCUCACUGUCGAGGAAUCCUACUCGAAUAUCGUCGGCGAGCUCCUCGCCUCCUUGAUCAUCAUGCGACACAUCGCGAAGCACAAUGUCUGA